AUGGCGGAGUUGAAUCAGGUUAGAGCGACACUUCUGAAGGUUGCUGACCAAAUAUCGGCCUUAGGGAGCAACAAAUCUUCAUCAGGUAAAGUACUAAAGUAAUUAAACUUUUUAUAUAUUGAGUGUUUUAUUUUCCUUAUCCAUUUUGUACAGGCUGGCCCGCUUUAAUAUGUAAAUUCAAGAACAUGAAUUAUUCAUAUACUGUACAAUGUACAUGAUAUGUAUUAUAUAAAUAGUUAAUUAUGAUUUUAAUAUGAUAUGGUGUUGGCGGCUCGUAUUUGACUUUUGAUCAGGUUAGAUUGCAGAAUACCCCUCCAUUUUCUACAUUACACAGUAUUAAAGUUGUUGUAUUGUUGGCACUUGUUGCAAUUUUAGUUGCGAUUUUUUCCUGCACUAUACUGUAGGAAGCAAUUUUGUAUUGGGAGGACUGAUAUAUAUUUAAUAGUCAGGAGCGAUUAUUUAAAUUAGGUCAUUAUUUUUCUCUCAAACUUUACAGUUUAUUGCUAGUUUACAAAUUAUCAUGCAACCCUAAUAAAAAAGUAGCAUUAUAAUGGUCAAUUUAUGAUAAAUUCUUGAUGUAUUCACUUAAAAAUAGAGACAACAAGUAGCAGACCACCUGAGAGUGAAGCAACAACAAGCAGUUCUUCCAGUACUGCCUCCAAUGCUGCAAGUGAGCACAGGCGACUUUUCAACUUUGGGAAAACUCGUCAUUUAGUUACCAAAAGCAAAGGCAAACAAAGUACGAAGGGCAAGGGAAAGCAACCUGCAACAAAGUUUAAAUUUGUUUGUCUUGCGGAUAGCACAACCAACUGCCCUCCUUUAUCUGUGAAAGAAAAAACUGAUCUUUGUAAUGCAGGACUUGGUGAUACUACAAUACUCUUGGAGCUGAAUGAUAGCAGUGUAUAUCUUCAUGAAGAAGUUCUGAAAACCUUUCCCAAACUCAGUGAUACAGGCGGUUAUGAACUGUUAUUGCACCAGAGAGGAGGCGGGGAGAAUGGAGGAUUUCAUACAAUCAAGCCCCCGCUCUGCAGUUUGCGACUGAAGGAUGUCUGUGGCAAAGCAAAAAUAUAUGUAAGGCCUUUGCAAAGAAAUAUCCCUCUUGAUUCCUUUGAUGAUGAAAUUCCAGAAGAGGAAAAUGAG
This is a messenger RNA of Paramuricea clavata, 1140 nucleotides long. The record is from the annotation of a GenBank genome assembly. Lineage: Eukaryota; Metazoa; Cnidaria; Anthozoa; Malacalcyonacea; Plexauridae.